UCAUGACGUAUUAAUGUGACUCAUGCAUAAUGUAGGCUAUGGUGUUAGCACUGAUGUUGAGACCUACCACACUGCAAGAAUAAUGAUGGUCUCUAUGAUCCCAUUUCUCAUUCUUCAACUGGCGAAAAUUCUCAAUUCAACUUCAGGGGCAAGAAUCGUAGUCUUAGUUUCACUCAUUGUUACUCUUGUUUUGCUCUUAGUGUACUGUACCUAUCAGGUAUUCCAGCCAUGGAUUCAGAAUAGAAGAUAUGCAUAUCUGACAUGCACGUAUGUUCAGAUAAACCUACUACCAAGUCUUCUCACUGCUGGAGGCAGACCUAAUUUAACAGCUAUAAGAGAGCUUUUUCAGAAAAUUGACAAGAAUAGAGAUAACUAUAUUUCCGUCAAGGAACUGAGAGCAUUAAUCUUGGGAAUACAAAUAGAAGUAGGCCGUUCGAAUGAGGACGAAUUUGAAGCAAAGGUGAUGCAGGAGUUGGACGUCUCUAGUGAUGAUCGUAUCAAUGAGACUGAAUUCGUCAAAGGAAUCUCAAAAUGGCUUGUUCUGUCUCGUCACCCUGCUGACGAACAAGACCAUGACAGGCCCAGGUUUUUUAACACAAGUUCGAAGCAAUCGAGAUCAGAGCAGCAGAGCCUAUUGACCCAGAAAAAGGAGAUCAGUACGACAACUCAAAAGACUUGGUUUAAUUACGUUAAGGCAGCUCUUCUAUUGCUUGUAGGAACUGCUAUCUCGGUUCUGCUUGGACAGCCACUUAUGCAAACUCUCCAGGAGUUCUCUAGUAAUGUGAACAUCCCCUCAUUCAUGGUGACAUAUGUUGUGGUGCCACUGGCUUUGAACAUCAGACAGGCACUCGCAACAAUUACCUCUGCCAGAGAGAAGACGGAGAAAGCUAUAUCCUUAACCUUUUCUGAGAUUUACAAUGGAGUAUUCAUGAACAACAUGAUGGGAUUGGUCAUCUUCCUGGCUCUUGUUUACAUACGAGAUUUGUCGUGGGAUGUCUCAGCUGAAAUUCUGGUUGUUCUACUCAUAUGCACAGCGAUGGGUCUCUUUACCAGCUUCCGCACCAAAUUUCCAUUUUGGACAAGUAUUCUAGCAUUUCUUCUCUACCCCUUGUCUCUGUUGAUUAUUUAUGUUCUUACUGAGGUUGUUGGUUGGUCCUAAGCCACUGCUUGCUCUACUGCGCGCUUCAGAAAACUUAAACAUGUAUUCGUUAUGUAUUCGUUUAGUUAUAUAUGUACAUCCGCUACAAUGCUUGCAAUUA
Molecule: messenger RNA, 1259 nt
Organism: Juglans microcarpa x Juglans regia
Lineage: Eukaryota; Viridiplantae; Streptophyta; Magnoliopsida; Fagales; Juglandaceae
Product: sodium/calcium exchanger NCL2-like
Exons: 5
Coding region: 23-1159 (378 amino acids)
Biological process (GO): intracellular calcium ion homeostasis; calcium ion transmembrane transport
Cellular component (GO): membrane
Molecular function (GO): calcium:proton antiporter activity; calcium ion binding
Source: RefSeq, a predicted model, not a curated record